GCUCCUUUCCCGCCCGGCAUCCGCCGGCGCUUCGGGUGUUGCCAAGAUGGCGGCGGCGGCGGCUAUGGAGGUGCAGCAGCUUCAGGGCCGGCUCGACGCCUUGGAGGGGCGCGUCUUCGGGGCGCCCGCGGGGAGUGAAGGCGCGGCGGGGGCCCGAAAGGUAUCGCUGCUGCUGCGGCCGUGUUUCUUUCUAGCUAGAACCACAGUUAUUUAUUCGUAGGCCGCCUUUUCCCCUGUCAGGGACUCGAGGCGGCUUGCAGAUUAAAAGUCAGAAGAGCCGAAAGCGGGUCUGCUUCGGGCCUGGCUCCUGGACGAGGCCUAUAUCUCCGGCCUCGAGGCUAAAACUGGCUGGCAGCCGCUCUCGGGGCGUUUCCCCAGUUCCUACAUGGAAGCGCUGCCGGUGACGGAAGCAGCCGCCUCCUACAGAGCCAGACCCUCAUUUAUCGUCUUCCAAAGCAACUACACUACUCUAUUCCGAACUUAAGAAUGGAAAGCGUAAUGCUGGUGGUCAACAAAAGAGGUUUAAAGACUGUUUCAAGGCGAAUCUAAAAAAUGUAGUAUAAACACUGACAACUGGGAAACACUUGCCUGCGAGCGCUCCAGUUGGAGAACAGCCUUGACCAAAGGUGUCGUGGGCUUUGAAGACACUCGAACUCAGGACGCAAGAGAGAAACGUGCUAGGAGGAAGGCACGCUUGGCAAAUCCACACUGUGAUCAACUCUCGCCCGGAAACCAAUGUCCCCACUGUGGAAGGACAUGUGGAUCCAGAACUGGCCUCCACAGUCACAGACUCAUUGUUAAAACCGUGUUUAUGGAAGACAAUCUUGCUCAGCUAGGAGGGAUCACUAAAGAAGAAGAUUAUAAACCCAGAGGUCUCAGGCCCUUGGCUUGUCCAGCUCAGCAUGGCCUGUGUUGGUGGUUCCCCUUGGUUCCUUAAGCUCAUUCCUGGUUCGCCCUGCCCCCAUUCUCCAAGGAAGAAAACUCUCAAGCUGACAGAAUGCCCGGUUUUAAUAAUUAUUUUUAAACCGUGUCAUAUAAUUGCUGCUUUUCAAUGCAUCUAUGCUUUUUUUUCUUUUUUUGGCAAUGGCUUUGAGUACACAAGCAAAUCAUAUCCAUAGCCAAUCAUCCCCAGUGGCCCCUACCCUAUUAAAAAGCAUUGUUCAGAAUAGCUGUUUGCACAACACUCUCCUCCCAGGUAUUCCCACCAUGGACAGCACUCCCUCACACACAUGCAUGCAGUCAUGCCUUCAUGCAUAAACUAUUGCAUACAAACACCCAAGCACACAUUUGGUAUUUGCAGCCCUCCCCUCUCCAUUGGGGUGAGGGUGGCAGAAACACUGCCUUUUACUCUCAAAGAGGGGUUUUAUUUCCCAUCUGGAGAUGAAGCUGCAGGUGUGGCAGGUCACUCACUGUCUCUGGUUUACUGGACCAGAUCCAGCUCGGUGGUUAGCCAUUCCUGCUGUAUAUAAUUUGUCUUAUAAGUUGUUAACAAUGUCCUUUUUCUUGUAGAUAGCAGAUGGCUUGGUUAAAGUCCAGGUGGCUUUGGGGAACAUUGCAAGCAAAAGAGAGCGAGUUAAAAUUCUUUUCAAAAAAAGUAAGUGCCGUUUGUAUUUUUCAAAACAAAUCAAUCUGCAAUAGGCUUAGGAGCAGCUAAAAUAAGGAGUGUUUUAAAAUUGUCAGAGACUGCAGAACUCCAGAUAAUUUAUUGUGGUGAGGUGAUGUCAGUGGGGGAAGUGAAUCAUUUGAACAUAAAGUAGCGAUGACUUCCUAAAGUUGCAAUGAACAGCAUAAUGUUUUCUUGAUCCUGUGAUGAUGAUGUGGCUGUGGCUUCUGUAGUAGUGGCUGCAUCUAUGGCAGUCUUCUGUGGUCUCUGGAAUAAAAUUAAUACGAAAUCCAAAGCAGUUAUUGUGGGUUUAUGGAAACUUGUUUGGCGCUGUAAAAGUAGUCAGUGGGGGUGGCAUAAAGAAUAAGAUUUAAGAUUGUCCUAGGAGUCCUAUCUUCAGAGUCAUUCACAUGCUGUGUUAAGGCGGUGAUGACUUAGAAACAGGCCUUCUCUGUAGUGGCACCCAAUUUGUGGAAAUUCUGGCCAAACUUUAUAUGCCUCUUUGUUUUUGUCUUCUCUGCACAGCAUAAAAAUGCUUUUCUUUACUUAAAGUGAUAAUAGUUCUUUACUUUAGAUUUGCUAUUAAAUUUAUUUAAGACUGGUAUCUGGACAUUUUAUGUGCUUUUGUACAACUGAGAAAAUAGUGGUUUGCUAAAGAUGGUGUAAUGGCAUCGUGGCUUAUUGUGAAUGUCCCUUGACCCUCAUGGCAAAUUCAUGGCUAUAAGUCCUAGAAAAAUUAUUGAAAGUCAUAACUGGCUCUGAUCUGUUUCCAAGUAUUCUGCCUAAUCUGACAGUACUUUUUCUGUCAUUGCUAUGUUCUAAAUUUCUGAUUCUCUCUUCUUUCUGAUUCAAGUUGAAGAUGUCAUAAAAUAUUUAGAUCCCCAGUACAUUGAUCGAAUGGCUAUUCCAGAUGCUAUGAAGCUGCAAUUCAUUUUAGCAGGUAAUUCACAAUAUGAAAUAGUUUUGGGGGUUGUUGUUUUGUUUUGGGUUAUUCAAUGUGCAGUGCAUCCCUAAACAUGUCUUUCUAGAAGUAAGCCCCACUGAAUUCAGUGGCACUUACUCCCGGGUAAAUGGGUAUAGGAUUGCAGCCUUAGAUGCUUAAUGUUGUUACUGGGGAUGUUUUCAGCAUCCCUUUUUAUUGCUUAGAAUACUUGAAGAAGAAUACUUGGACUCUUAAUGUCAUAUUCUAGAUGCAUUAAUCUGUUCUUUAAGCAUUCUGUCUUGCUUCAGCCCAACUAAAGAGCCAGCUCCUUUCAUUCGUUCAUCUGCUGUGCUAUUUGCUCUGUUGCCAUUGAAUGACAAAGUCGACUACACUUCCCUCCACUGAUGUAUCUCAUUCUGCUCUUCUCCAACAGAAGAGCAGUCCAUCCUGGCUCAGGCAGCACUUCUGGAGCAAGUCAACAACCUGCAGCCAUAUUUGGACAGUGCACAUAUCAAAGGCAAGUCUUGUCCCUGAUCCAAGUACCAAGAGCUAAGAUACACAUCUGUUGCGGCUGGUUCAUUCUGACUCACAUUAUGUUUUUAUGCAUUUACAGGCAUUUUUGUGAAAAUCAUUGCAUAAUAAUUCCAUCUUCUUGUUUUGUAAUAUUGUUAUCUACAAGCCUGGGUUAUAUGUCUUUAAAAACAGAAUGCCAAGCUAGCCCAGAAGAAUUGCUCCCUGCCAUUAAAGGGGGGGGGGGCCUGGAUCAUUGGCCUAAUUCAGCAGGCUAUUAUUCCCACCAAGAAGAGAGGACCUAUUUAUAGACAUUUAUAGCUGAGCUACUUGCCACCUUUCCUCCUAAAACUAGCCCCCUAGUUGUCUUUAUACAUAUCCCAUAUGGAAGCCUGUUUCAAGGACAUUACAUCAGAACACCUAAUAGUAUUGAGUACCAUUCCUGAGAAUCAAGAGCCCGACACUCAUUCUGUAGUCUCUUGCAGCUGCUCCUGACCACGCUACCAAGCUGCAGAGGCUUUCACAGAUCCACAUUCAGCAGCAGGUAAGCUGAACAAAAGCAGAGAAUCAUUGUUUGGUUUCCUCCGCUCUUCUCUUCAGUCGAAAAACUUGGCAGGAGCUGAUACAGUUAUCCUCUAGCUUUAUCUUCUGUCACUCAUAAGCAAAGCAUAUGAAGAAAUUCUCCAUAUGCCCUGGACAAAUGACCCCCUGCUUACUCGGCAUUCUAGGCCAAGCACUCUGGUAUUUUGAGGUGCUCCUUCUUACACCAGAGCCAGUGUGGUGUAGUGGUUAAGCGUGGUGGACUCCUAAUCUGGGGAACCGGGUUCGCGUCUCCGCUCCUCCACAUGCAGCUGCUGGGUGACCUUGGGCCGGUCACACUUCUCUGAAGUCUCUCAGCCCCACUCACCUCACAGAGUGUUUGUUGUGAGGGAGGAAGGGAAAGGAGAAUGUUAGCCGCUUUGAGACUCCUUCAGGUAGUGAUAAAGCGGGAUAUCAAAUCCAAACUCUUCUUUUACACAGUUGCAUAGUUGAGUUUUCUAAAAUCUGGACUCAGAUGUUCUGAUGCAGGACAGCAGGAGCCUCAAAGUCCCCAGCUGUAUUGAUUCCCUUCCCCCUUUUAGCAGUGCGUCAGGAAACGUUGCCAUCCACACUUAAGAAUGUCUGCCCACGUGGCAGCUCUUCUGUGGGAAGAAACAACCUUUGUUAGACUUACAUCUUAGCACUGAAACACCAAAUUGGCAACGUCAUGAAACCCUGUCUGACUGAACCCUUCCGCUGUUGCAGGAUCAAUGCGAAGCAGUGACUGAGAACGUCCGGUUUCUCCUAGAAGAUUACAACCAAAUGGUAUCCUUUUUGCCGCAGUGCCGCUGUGUACAUCAUCCCGCAGGGUGUGCCUUUGCUGGCUGCCAUGUUGAGGGACAUCUGCCCCAGCUGUGUCAGCUCAGCUUUCCACUACCUGCCGCAAUACUUCCAUCUCGGACUAUUUCCGGUCUUCCCUUUAAAGUCCUUCCCUUUUGGUGCUCUCUCUCUUCUGCUUUUGCUGAUUGUGUUUGUCAGACUCCCAACUUCUUUUCCUUAAAAGAUUGCCCCAGACACUUCUUCUUUCUAAACAGUUUGUCCAGUGGGACGAAAUGCUGACCCAGCUUGAAGCAGCAAAGCAAGUCAAGCCUGUGCCCGAGUGAGGGCAAAGCGGCAGCUGGGUAUCAGCUGGCACCUGUGGCUUUCUAGCAUCCUCCAUAUUCUCCUUGAAUCUCGCAGAGGCUCUGCUGGUGGUUCUUAGAAAUGAUAUCAUGGGUAUUCAUCUGUAAGCCACAUUUUCUCCUUUCCUGGCCUUACUGUGGGGCUCAAUGUCUGUAUAUAUUUCUUUUCCAGCUUAUCAUUUCCUCUUUUAUUUAUUUUACUCAACCAAUAGGUUGAAGGAGCGUGUUCUGUCACACUGUGGACAACAAUAAAAUCCUAACAACCCCCAGUGCUGAUGUGACUGUUGUGUAGAGAAAUGAGGCAAUUCAGCUCAGCGUUUGCAUUUCAUUCGUAUUUGUUUAUAAAAAUUAAUAGUUCACUGUUCUCAGUGCACACAGCAAUCGCAUUAAGGAACACACUGUUAUAUGUUAAAUUUUAAAAACCUCAUUAAAGUAAAACCUAGUGUGUUGGAACUCCACCCCACAGCAUCCUGAGCUACCCAAAAUAUUAUCCACAGCUUCUAGAAGGUGGUUCCCUUCACUUCUGGAAAUUGUCAGGAGGGGAGAAUUCUGUGAGUAAGAGGAAGCCAGCAAGGUUGACUCUCUACAUGCAAAUGUGAUACAUGCACGAGAAGAUGGAGAGGGAGCUCUUGGUAGUUCUUGGAGAAUGUGUGGGGAUUGCAGGUCUCAGAUGGGUUGGGCCCACUUCCUUUAAGAACUGACACUUCAAUUUGAGUCUAGAUGGAGCAGCUUGAACGUAGAACUGUGGCAUAAUCUGUUUCUGGUGACCAGCUCUUUUGCCAAAGAGGCCUCUCUGCUAUGCCCUGGUCGAAGCUUUUGAACAAUGCUCAAGAGCAGCAUAAAACGGGGUUUGUUUUUAUUAUGUGUUUUGUAAACUCUUUCUGUAUUUUUAUGUUGUGAACCACCAUGAGAUCUUUGGAUGAAGGGCGGCAUACAAAUUUAACGAAUAAAUACAUAAAUAAUAAACCCACUCACAGUGCUUUUCAGGAGCCUUUAGUCUAGGAAAGCCUGAAUGCUGGUCUUGUGAUCUGGCAUAACAGCCUUCUUUCCAGGCGGAGUUGGUCCUGGCUCAGAUUUCUAGGCACAGCAAGAGAGUGACCAGUAUCCCAAGGUUGGAACCCUCAUUGACCAAGAUAAGCUGAGUUGUGUGGGGCCUGUGAAGGAGGAUGGUGUUGCAAACUCCCAAGACUUGCCAGGCAUAAUUUUCAAGUUGGUUUGAAAUGCCUUCUGAUCGAUUCAUCCAUAUGUACGCCGGCUCCCUCAGCCAAUAAAGUGAGAUGAGUGCCGCAACCCCAGAGUCGGCCACGACAGGACCUAAUGGUCAGGGGUUUCUUUAACUAGCUGCCCGAGGAGAACAACGGUGUUUCACACCUGACGCUUCCCAACAGUCUCCGUACUUGCAUUAGCCACAAUGAGGGUUAGUAGCUUAGCUUUCCUUCAAAACAAAAACUGACCCCAUGCCCCUACUUUGUUUACUUACGAUGUACUCCUGGGGAAAAGGCAGCGCCUGAGCCCAAGAGCAAGUCAAUCUUACCCAGUUUUCAGAGUCUGGGAGCAAACUCAACAGCACUUUGUCCCAGUAUGAUUCCCAUCAACCUGUAUUCAGAAGCAUUACUGCCUCACAACAGUGGAGGAAGAUCACAGUCCUCAUUGCUUUACUAAUCUGAUCUGCUGAUUUGUUACGUAUUUUGUAUUAAUUUUUUGAAUGUAAUUUUAUUGUUGGUUCAGUGCUGUUCGUUGCAAUAUUUUUUUCUUAAGGUUGCUGUUUUACAAAUAAAAUUGUGACUCUGAUGGGGCAUCUAGGGAUUGGGAUGGGAUUUCCCAACAAUUGGACUACAGUGGUACCUCAGGUUACAUACGCUUCAGGUUACAGACUCCGCUAACCCAGAAAUAGUGCUUCAGGUUAAGAACUUUGAGAACAGAAAUCGUGCUUCGGUGGCGCAGCGGCAGCGGGAGGCCCCAUUAGCUAAAGUAGUGCUUCAGGUUAAGAACAGUUUCAGGUUAAGAAUGGACCUCCAGAACGAAUUAAGUACUUAACCCGAGGUACCACUGUAUGCCGUUUUUAUGAUAGUACACUUGUUCUGCUGCUAAAGGCGCUUAGAAUAAAACACAGCCCCCUGGUUCUGCUGUGUUACCGGCUCCUCCAUAAAGCUUUGAUAACUUCUGACAUCAGAAGAACCUGCUGGAUGAGGCCAGUGGACCUUCGAGUCCAGCAUCCUGUUCUCACAGUGGCCACCAGAUGGGAGAAAUUGCAAAUUGUACUAGAGCGCAACAGCACUCUUCCCAGUUGCAAUUCCCAGCCACUGGUAUUCAGAGGCAUAAGGUUUCUGACAGUGGAGACAGAACACAGCCAUCCUGGCUAACAGCCAUCGAUAGUCCUCUCCCUGCGUUUGUCUAAUCCUCUUUUAAAGCCAUUGGUAGCCAUUGCUGCCUCUUGUGGGUGUGAGUUCCAUAAGUUCAACUAUGUGCUGCGUGAAUAAGCCCUUGCUUUGAUCUCUCCUGAUCUCCAACAUUUCUCCAGGACAUACAUCCUUUUGGAAACUUCUAUCGCGUCUCCCCUUCCUCGCCUUUCCUCUAAAUUAAACCAUCCUAAACACUGCAACUUCCCCUCAUGGGAACAUUGCAUAGAAUCUUAGAACUGCUGGGUUGAGAGGGACCCCGAAGGUCCUCUGUGUUGAUAUUUUCACCCCCUCCCAUUGCGAGAAUCUCCUGAUCUGAUGUUUUGAGAAAGGAGGGGGCGGAAACUUCUAUUCUUCCGCUCCUGACUCUGUGUGUGGAGAGAGUCUUAUCUAUGUAGUGACUAGAUGGCUGAGUGGGAGCUGUAACCCUCGUGCAAGCCAGUAGUUCUUUAGCUUGUAGCAGCUAUUAGAAAUAAAAGAAGUUAUUCUUC
Messenger RNA from Podarcis lilfordi (Lilford's wall lizard), 7625 nucleotides. The record is from the annotation of a GenBank genome assembly. Lineage: Eukaryota; Metazoa; Chordata; Lepidosauria; Squamata; Lacertidae.